CAAAAAACUGACUGGCCUGCCACACUUCAUCAUCAUUAAAGUCAUUUUGCAAUUUUGGUGAAUUCAAACAUUUUACCGGGCAUUGAUUCCAAAGCGUAAUUUCACAUCUGAGGUUUAGACACGGGCCUCCCUCCGGCCAAUUUAUAUGAUGGCCGAGCCAACUGGGCGAUAAAACUGGCUGGCCUCUCAAUGAUUACUGGCUAUCUCUGUUCUCGAAUCUGGCUUUCAUGGGGGCAACUGGGCUGGCAGCGCUGGCGCACCCUGUGUUGUCUGACUGAUUGAGUGUGAACCAAUCCCGUCUCCCCUUGUUCUGUGUGAGUGUUACGAGGUCUUCAACGUCUCUGAGAGCCUUGAUUGAGCGAGACCGCCGUGGUCAGUGCCAAGAUGGCCACGGCUCAGUUGGCGUCCAUGUUGGACGAGCUCAUGGGUCGGAAUCGGAACGACGCGGAUGCUAAGGAAUUACUCUGGUCGGACGGGGACGUGUGCAAAUACUACCUGGUGGACUUCUGCCCGCAUGAGCUCUUCACCAACACCAAGGCCGAUUUGGGCCCGUGUGCCAAGAUCCACGACGACGAGCUCAAGAGCAAGUUUCAGGCCGAGAAGGAGUCCUCGUUCAAAAAGGCCCAGCACAUCGAGGAAUUCAUCCGUUUCUGUCAGCGGAUGUUGGUGGACCUCCAGAACCGCAUCAAGAAGGCCAAGGAGCGCUUGCUGCUCACCCAAAACGAGGAUGGCAUCCCCUACAACCUGAGCGGCCCGCAGAAGGAGAUGGCCGAUCAGAUCAGCUUGCUCAGCCAAAAGAUCACGGCCUUGGUCGAGGAGGCCGAGAAAGAAGGCUGUCAAGGUAACGUGGAGCAAGCCCAAGGACUCUUGAAGCUCUCGGACCAACUGAAAGAAGAGCGCGAUCAACUCAAGCGCGCCCUUAUUCCCAAUUACAAAGAGGAGUACGCCAACCACCAAAAGUCCAUGGAGGUGUGCGACACUUGCGGAGCCUUUCUCAUUGUGGGUGACGCCCAACAACGCAUCGAUGACCAUCUCAUGGGCAAGCAACAUUUGGGCUAUUCCCGACUCAAGGCUUCCCUUGACCGGAUCACGGAGGAGCGGCAAAAGUUCCGCGAGGAACGCGACCGCGAGCUGAAAGAGCGGCGAUUACAACGGGACAAGGAAGUAGACGAGCGACGGCGGAACCGUGAUAGUCAAAGUAGUGGGCGUUCCUCGGGUCGUCGCGAUCGAGACCGGGAACGGGAUCACCGUCGGAAUGGUGGAAGUCGGGAUCGGUCUCGGCCCCGGUCUAGCUCGAAGAAGCGGAAAAGUCGAAGUCGAAGCCGCGACCGAAAUCCUAAGCGAAGAAGUCGUUCGGGCGAGCGAGGAGGCCGGGACCACCGCAAUCGAAGUGAUCGUGACCGGGAUCGAACCCGGCGACGAUCCAAAGAGCGUCGACGGCGUUCCAGUCGCUCUCGUAGUAAGGAUAGGAAAGGCCGACGUCGGUCGAGGAGCCGCGAUCGAUCGAGCAAAUCAUCAUCCCGGACCAAUGACAAGGAGUAGGACCACGUUUUCUCGAAUCGGAAUCUUCUGCGUCUCUUGAGCUUGCCAAUCAUCUUAAAACAGACAGUGUUCCGGCUCUUUUCGGCCGCCAUGCCACAACAACCACUUUGAAGGUAUUCGAGAAUUACGCUAUGACCUUGUUGUAUACGAUGUUUUUUUUCGCUCCUGGGCACCCACCUAUCACCCCAUUGAAUCCCCCCAGCAACUCGAGCCGAAUCUUCCACUUCCGCCCACACACCUCCUGGGUGACUGGCUCUUGUGGAUGAUCUUCCAACUAUUUAACUAUUUUCACAAGUAAGUGCCUGUCAUUUGCUGCAAUGCUUUUCACAGCUCACACUAGUCUAGCCGAACCCACCCAUCUAUCUACCCAACAACAAUUGGAUGGUUAACUAUCCCAGGUCCUAGGCCAGGCAGCAGAGCAUCGAAGACACCACUGAGCAGAAAGCCAUCCAUGAGUCGGCACACCUUCCUAGCUUCAAAACGCAGCUAAUGACCCAAGUAAGUGCGAAUUCGUGGUCGUGGUAGAAAUUGCUCUCUUAAGACUAAGAGGUUUGAAUGAAUGAGCGUUUCUUUCGUUCUGAUUGGGUUGCUCCGAUAUCGGUGUGGGAAGCAAUCUUUGCGUUGAUUUCAUUCUGCAAAAACAAAUUUCAAGUGCUAAAGAAUAAACACAUGUCAUGCAUAACCUA
Molecule: messenger RNA, 2228 nt
Organism: Tigriopus californicus
Lineage: Eukaryota; Metazoa; Arthropoda; Copepoda; Harpacticoida; Harpacticidae
Product: luc7-like protein 3
Exons: 2
Coding region: 385-1542 (385 amino acids)
Biological process (GO): mRNA splice site recognition
Cellular component (GO): U1 snRNP; U2-type prespliceosome
Molecular function (GO): mRNA binding
Source: RefSeq, a predicted model, not a curated record